This is a messenger RNA of Myripristis murdjan (pinecone soldierfish), 1059 nucleotides long. Its product is annotated as stonustoxin subunit beta-like. The transcript has 4 exons. Gene Ontology annotation, molecular function: protein binding. The annotation marks the transcript as partial. The record is from RefSeq and is a predicted model, not a curated record. NCBI's taxonomy places the organism in Eukaryota, Metazoa, Chordata, Actinopteri, Holocentriformes, Holocentridae.
CAGCUGCAGGAUUCAGGAGUGAAGCGUCUCUCUGCUGGACUGGAGAGUCCACACUGCAGACUGGAGGCUCUCAGGCUGUCAGGCUGUCUGCUCACACAGGAAGGCUGUGCUUCUCUGGCCUCAGCUCUGAGCUCCAACCCCUCCCAUCUGAGAGAGCUGGACCUGAGCUACAAUCAUCCAGGAGACUCAGGAGUGAAGCUGUGCUGCUCUGACUCUGUUUCUUCCUCCAGGGUGGACCAUGGUGGAGAGCAGAGUUUGAAACCAGGCGUGAGGAGGUAUUCCUGUGAAGUCAAACUGGACACAAACACAGCACACAGACACCUCGUCCUGUCUGAGGACAACAGGAAGGUGACAUGGGGGAGAGAGAAGCAGCCAUAUCCUGAUCACCCAGAGAGGUUUGACUGCUGGCAGAUCCUGUGUAGAGAUGGUCUGACUGGUCGCUGUUACUGGGAGGUCGAGUGGAGAGGAGUGGUUCAUAUCUCAGUGACUUACAGAGGAAUCAGCAGGAGAGGACGUGGUGAUGAUAGCACGUUUGGAGGAAACAAAAACUCCUGGAGUCUGAACUGCUCUGAUAAAAGUUUCUAUGUCAGGCACAACAACAUCAGAACACCCAUCCCUGCCCCCCCCUCCUCUCACAGAGUGGCAGUGUAUCUGGACUGGCCUGCUGGCUCUCUGUCCUUCUACAGCGUCUCCUCUGACUCACUGAUCCACCUCCACACCUUCACCUCCACAUUCACUCAGCCUCUGUACCCAGGGUUUUGGGUUUGGCCUGGUUCCUCAGUGUCUCUGUGUCAGAUGGAGUGAGAGUCUCCUCCUGUGUGCAGAAACUCUUCUGACAUCACACAGUUAACCUGCCUGGCAACAUCCAAUCAGCUCACUGCAUUUUAAGAACUUUAGCAGCGUCGAUGUUCAUGACGAGUUGCCGCCACAGAGAGAUUCAUAACACGCUGCUCGUUCUGUCACGAUGGGAGUGUCAAUAAAGUUAUUCAACACUUUCCUCAAAGAUCAUUUUUUAAAUCACAAAUUGGCAAAAAUCAUCAGAUCACUUUGAUAUUUCAC